Porites evermanni is the source of this 11998-nucleotide messenger RNA. The record is from the annotation of a GenBank genome assembly. Lineage: Eukaryota; Metazoa; Cnidaria; Anthozoa; Scleractinia; Poritidae.
AUGAAGGACGCAUCCGAAACACUAAGUACAUCAGAUGAAGAAGUUUUGAAGCUACAGAAAAAAAUUGAACACUUACAACAAGAAAACAAAGUUCUACAUGUCAGAGCCCAAGGAGUGACCGUUUUAGGUACAGUGAUGUUUUGUUGACGUAGAUGUUGUAGGUCGAAUUGUAAUUCAAGUUAAAAUUUUUUCAACUUCGUUUUAAUCUUGGAUUUGGUUUGUCUCUUUGCCCUGUUUGAUUAUUCUUGAUUGUGAAUGGAGUAAGGAAACAAAGGAAAAUGAGGUUUGUUGGGAGAAAAUGUGAAUUUAUUAUAUUUACAAGUGCAAGGGGUACUUGUAUAAUUAUUUGCUGUAAAACAGUGAUCAAGUAGAGAUGCACUUUAUAGGUUGAUCUUGCAUACUAUCACUGUCAUGAACAGCCGGAAAGCAGUCUUUUUGCAGUAUGCUGAAUACGUGCAUGUUCUAAAUAGUAUUUAUUUGUGAAAUUACACCUUAAUUUAACAGGCAAAGUUCUUCAAGAUUCACAAGAAAAUAAUGCAAGACUGAAACAAGAAAUUGAGCAAUUAAAAUCAAGCUUGUUACAAAAAGGUAUCGAUGCGGCACAAGCUGACUUUUCACUUUGUACAGUUAAUGAUGAUGAUAACCAAAGCACAGGAGAAAAGCAGAGUGGCAGCUGUCAUUCAUCCAUGACAAGGUCGAGUGUUGGAAUUCAUGAUUAUAACAUCAAUGUAACAACUGUCUCUGGUCCCCAGUCAUUAUCUGCAGGAUAUCCAUCAUUAUUACCUGGAGAAUUUCAUAUCAAGGUACAAUAAUAGUGUAACAUUGACUGAUCUGCCAAAACAUUUGUUCUGCAGCAUUAAUGUUUUAAUGUGUUAUUGGUGGCCUCAAUAUAUUAUCCUAAGGUUGGCGGUUUGUAUCCAGAUUAAUUAAGGACUAUAAAAUUCAUAAGAAAUAACAUCCAUAUUUAAUAACCAACGAGAAAAAAGUAAACAAAACUUACCCCCUACAAACUUUGACUACAUGUACAAAGAGCAAAAACCACAGUGAUGGUCUUGAAUACCUACAUGUAUUGGUGUUUGGGAAGGAAUGGAUCAGUUGCCACGUGUUAUCCAGUCUCUUGGGUGGUGAUUGUCUUCCGCAUCGAGCCUGGGCCCAAACAUAGAAUAAGAUGGUGUUUUUUCCAACUGGAUUUCUUUCAAUUUAUAGAUAGAGAUUAAUUACCAGAAUUGAUCAACCAUUUGACCUCAUCUUUUCAUAAAAUUAAUUUUCUACAUUUACUUAGGCAUUUGCCCAUUCCUUUUCUAUUGGCUUGGCUAUCUAGUUCUCAUCUUUGCGCUUGCAAGAAUUUUUUUGCAUGAGAGGUCACACGAUUAUUUUAUUUGUGCAACCUAAUAUUUUACUGGGAAACUCACAAAACCGUGAACUUCAGAAAUAUUUCUGGAAUGUUACAGUGUUGUAAGGGAAGAGCUAAUUGAGCAUGUGAAACUAACCUACAAUCAGCGAUUAUCAUAGUAAUGAUUAGUUGGUGGUUUUGUGGCUGACUUGGAUGCCCUGGUGUUCCCUUUGAUUGGCCAUAACAGAAAAAACAUUCUUAAAAUAUUCAGAUUUUCAUGGUUUUAUUAGUUUGACAGUUAGGGUCUGUUGAUAUCAUAAAAAGUUGUUGGUGGCUAUUAAUACUUGAAUAUUUUGAUGAAUUAUAAUUGAAAAUUACUUUAAUAGUAUGUUUGUGUAAUCAUAAAUAUCUGUCAAUGCAUGGCACUUGUCAUGUGAUGACCAAGAAUAUCUUGCCAAGACACAAGGACGUCAUGAGGUGUUUUUGCUGGAAGAUAAAUUUAUGACUGAGGAUCGAUUUUCAAGGGCUGCAUUGGCUUGUUCAUGUUCGCGUGUACAUAACAUUCCAUUUGUAAUGAUAACGAAUGAGAUGCCACCAAUGGAAAAUUAAUACUUCAAACUGGUUGUGCCCAUCUCUUGGUACAUAACAUUAUUUUAUUUCAACUAUCAACAUCCUGAAGAAGAUACAAGUUGCCUAUCCAUUUUACUGUAUAAUUUGUCCCACCCACUUUACAGUAGUGGGAAGGUGGGUCUAUCAGCAACUUUCUUGCUGGGCAUGAAUGUGUAUUGUAGUGGGUUCCUUCUAAUUGCUUCCUUUUGAAACCACAUGAAAUUAUUUUUACCAAAGGAGAUCUAUACAGAGUACCAGCAUAUAAAUCAUGAAAUUGGUCAGCUUCUUAAAGAGGCAUAUACCUUGCAAGAGAAUGUGGAAAGACUUCCUGGUAAUGACAGAGACACAGAGAUAAAGGGAAAGCUUGCAAGUCUUUACUCCAAGCUUAAUGAGUAUGCCAAACAGGCAAGAACAAGGGAGACACUAUCAAGUGCUUUGAUUUCAGAGGAGGAACAGUUAAGAACUAAGCUUGCAGCUAUGGAAGAGGAACAGGUUUGUUUUAAUAUUUAAUGUAGCUGUGUUUCCAGGCAACUUAAUUGAGGAUGGGAGGUAGGUGUCAAUGGGUGAUUCCAGAAAAUAUCCAUACCAUACCACGGGCGGCAUCUUGGAAUUCCGAGGGAGAGGGGGGGUUUCUUGGACUGGAAUUCCGAAGACGUGGGGGGGGGAGGGGUAACGCAGUUUGGAAUUCCAAAGGCAUGGGGCGGUGUUUCAGCUCUGAAUUCAGUGAAUUUCCAGAGAAAAGACGGCGAAAGCUCCGCUUGAAAUCGCUGACCUGUUAACAUUCCCAGUUUGUAAAUGAAGCACGAACCGACCACGGAAGAAGUAUGCGUUCAUGCAGAUGGGUAAGCAGAUGGGUUGUGCAGCAAGCUCCACAUCGAAGAGGCCUUAAAGUUGAUGAAUUAGUCAACUGAUUAAUAAAAAUAUAACCAAGUCGGUGUUUCUCGCCGAUUGUCGAUGGACGAUGUGUUGCUGCGUGCUGAAAACUCGCACCAGUCUCUCGUUUCCAAAUAGAACGCCUGACAGAUUUUGUAUUUCACGCCGAUUUUCACGCCAACAUGUAGGUAGUAAAAUCCGACAGCGUGCCUUUUGAUGCGCUGUUUAAUUCAAAACUGUUUAUGCGCAAGUGUUUUGAUCAUUGUGAACAGAAUUCUUUUGCAGAGGGAAAAAGUGCAAGUUUCUCGUUCGUUUGAAGAUUUAGGCAGACGAACAGGAAUUCCAAAGGGUCUGAAACAAAAGUGGAAAAUUCCGGAGGAGAGGGGGGGUUAGCGAUUUUGGAAUUCGGAGGGCAAGGGGGGGGAUAAGCACUUUGGAAUUUCCGAGGGCAAGGGGGGGUUAAAAUACUCAUGCCACCAGUGGUAGGGUAUGGAUAUUUUCUGGAAUCACCCAAUCAAAACUAGUUGUACAGUUUGUCUCUCUUCUCCCAGGGUCAUGUUUGGGACUGUGUACAUAGUUACUCCAUUUCGCCUAUCCAGACCCUAUUUUCUGGACCCGUCACAGCUUAACUGACAGACUACGACUAACAUCGCAACGAAAUUGACCAGUCAGAUCAAUAACUAGAGUAUAAUACCAUGAACUGAUGUGAUACAACUCACUUUGACUCUGAAGAUGACUACUGCACAGGUUGUCGAAACGUCAGUCACUGUCAACAACAACAGUCCUAUUCAGGACUACGUUCACCCGGACGACCAAACUCAACCUACUUUUACUUUUACUAUUAUUAUUAUUAUUAUUAUUAUUUAUUAUUUUAUUCACUCUUGAUCAGUCUUUGAUUUGUUUAUUUGUGUUUGUUUACCAAUAAUUAAACUGCAAGGCUUCUCAUGAAAAUGUCGUGCAAGAGCUCAAGGAGAAACUUGAUCAAAGCAAAGAAGAAAUUGGACAAAUUCAAAGUGAACUAAAGUUAUUCCAAAAGACUACUGCAGUUAAAAGACAGCAUGAAACAACCACAGCAGCAGACAGCAAACCUUCAUUUGUCAUUCCAGAACGAAGUCCAGCUGUCUCACUUACAAAUGAGGUACAAUACAAUACAAUAGUUUAUUUACCCAUGUACAUGGGUUUCAUCUAAUGAGCUAAAAUGCUUGUUCAAAAUACGUAGGUACUAUAACUUCUGUUGGCUUUUCUUGCUAUUGUAUUUUAUAGUUUUUAAUUCAAACACUAGUAUGGCACAAUUCAAUUCAAUGCAAUAGUUAUUCACUUGCCUCACUUGUAAUUAAAUUAAAUUACGUGUAUGAAAAGAGAAAAUUGAAGGUCAGGAUCAAGACCUCAAGAAACCGUCAAACUGGCACAAAAUAGUUCUUGCUGCUAUACCAUAAUUAUAUUAUAACCAACAGCUCAAUUAGAUUUGGAAAAUAAGUCUCGUUUUUGUACCACAUUCAACUAAAGUAUUAACCUUAAACUGCAGGCUUCUUGUGCUGUGGAAUGCACAUAUCUUGUUAAGUCAUAAUCACUUUAGCAAAUGAUAAUGCAGUUGUAUUUAGAAGCAGCUGAGGACGGCAUUAAUUCUUUUGGACAUAUAUUGUAAUUUAGGAUAAAAUUAUAUUGAUUGAUUGUUUUCUUUUUUUCUUUUCUCUUUUUUCCUAUAAAAGUCUUUCAUCUUGAAGUCACCACUAUCGCAACAUGGACCUGAACCUUGUGAGAGCUGUACACAACUGCAGCGCCAGCUUACUGAACUUCAGCGACAGCUAUUGCUAACAAAAGCUGAGAAGGAUGAAGCAUUGAAGCUUAAGGAAGAGGUAAAAGGGUCUUCGACAGACUGAGUCACUUUGUGGAAUGUAGAAUCCAAGAAAUUCCACCUUACAAUGAUUAUUUUGACUGGAUUGAUAAUAAGUGAUUGAAGCAUUGAAUGACGACAGACUGAUCUGAUCUGACUAACAGCUAACUCUAAAUAUGUCCACUAUUGAGUCUUGUCAUGGAGGAGAAUUACUUAACCCUUUAAGCCCCAAUAUCCACAUACAAAUUCUCCAACCUGAUCUCUAUACAUUUCCUUACAGAAUGAGUAAAGAGAAUCUGAUAAAAGAUCAAAGCGUUUCCCUUUGGUGAUCAUUUUAUUUAUUCUCAUAACCUAAUCUCUUUACAGUGUAGGGAUAUCAUUAGGAGAAAAUUGAUUUUGGUCACUAUUGGGAGUUGAAGGGUUAAUUGUUGUUACUAGAUUUUCUUGACUAACUGGCCAGCAGACUGAAACAAAAUAGGUCUUUUUUUUUCAGAACAACAACUAUCAUGAACACGUCUGAAAACUUGUUGGUUUGCUUACUAGAAUUUCAACUAAAACUUGUAGAGUCAAACUGUGUUCUGUUAUUGUUCAAAAGAUUCUUGAUGUAAAUCAUAAGUGGGAUGAACAGUACAAGUUGCUGGUAGCAGCCAAUAACAAAGAAAUCGUUGAUCUGAGGCAGCAAAUUCAAGUUCUAAACUCUGCUGGUAGAAGACCUGGUCAGUUUCCAGAACCUGCCAUGAUGGAAAAUAGGGUAAGUGUUACAUUGUAAAGGAAGCGUGGAGCUCUAAGGUGUGACGGCUUUUUUACUAGAAUUUCACCCAAUAAAAGUUCAUGACAUUUGCAAGUUCAGGCUGGUUUCCGAAUAAUGAUAAUGUGAUCACUGCCAUCACUGAAAAAAGAUUGUAGGGGUUAGAGUGGUAUGUAUACAAACAAUAAUUCUUCAGUGAUCAGUUAUCAUGUGUUUUUGUGUGGUAAAUGUAAACCUUGUUGUUUUAUGCCUUGUUACUAUGCUAGAUGCUGGAUCAGCGCUGCAAGCAAUUGGAAAGUGAGCUUCAGCAGAAACAGCUGGAGAUAAACAGCCUGCAGUUACAGAUGAGGAACCAUUCUUUGGUAAUAGUCUCAGUAGAUACAUUUAUGAUAUAAGUAUUAUCAAGCCCAUACUAUACCAAAAUGUUAUUUUAUUCCUUUCUUCAUUCAGAAGAACUGCUUAUAAUAAAAUAAGACAGUAAGGAUUCUACUCUAUUUGGAGUCAAAAAGCUCUAAACCUAUGAAAUCCAUUGCUGACAUACAAAUUUUCUUGGCUGAUCUCCAUACCUUUCCUUAAAGAAUUAGUUGAUAUAGUUUUACAUAAAGAUCAAAGCAUUUUCUGGCUUAGGUGAUCAUUUCACAAUUCUCGUACUCUUUGCUCUUGAUUAUGUUUUAUUGUCAUUCCGAUAGAUGUUAUUCACUCUUACUACUCUUAUUACUCUUACAGUACUUAGACAGUUAGCUUUGGUACAUUACUUAAGGGAAGUGUGAGUAACUUAGUGCAGGGUUGUCAAAAGUAGCCUGCUGCGGGCGAAAAUCGCCGCCUACUUGGUUAGUGUCGGCCGGCUACUCUGCUUGCCAUUUCUUUAUGGAUGGUGUUUUUUAAAUAAAAUAUCCCUGGACUGGCCACUUACUUUGACAACCAGGCCGUCUACUUCAAAACUUUCUGACAGCCCUGUGGCAUCAGUGGAGAAGAUACUUUCUUCCAUAAAUUGUUGUUAACUUUUAUUAAAAGACAGUAGUGGCACCAUGCUUCACUUACAGCUGUAAGGGUGGACACCUGUAGGCUGUGGUUAACUAGAAAUGGGAAUGAUGACAUUUUGUUCUUUCUUCUGAUUUAACCAUUGCAGUACCAGCAGCCUCCAGCACGCCAGAACUCCUCUAUGGAACCUCCAUCUUCACAUCCCUCUCUGAUGGGUGCAGCUGCCCUGCCAACUGGAGCUUCUGCCACAGCACCUACCACUGGCCCACCCUCCUGGCCAGGGACCACCCCCUACAACCAGAAUAUCCCCCCAGAGGUGAUCGAUCAGAUUGAAGUACUGAAACAACAGCUAAGAGUUUACGCUGAUGAUUUUGCCACUGAAAGAGAAGAUCGCGAACGCAACCAGGCAGAGAAGGAAAAAAUGCGAGAUGAACUUGCAGCUGUUAAAGAACAAGUUCAGGCUCUUGAACAGCAAGUAGGUUUUGUCUAUAAAUUUAGACCUUGCUUAAAGGCUUUGAUGGUCAUUGUGAUGAAUAGGCAAACAUUUGAAAUAACAGAAACAAAUUCUUACCAUACAUUGGAAGUGUAUUGUACACAACAACAUUACAAACGUGUCACAAAACUGUUCCUGGGUGCAGGAGUUAGGAGCUUGAUUCAACAUCUCAGCUGCACUACUCACUUGGAUAGACUACAGUUCAGCUUUUCACACAAUUUUUUCUGGGUGCAGGAAUUAGUAGCUUGAUACAAAAUCUCAACAUGUCAUGGAUUUUCUGUACAAAAUAAUUAUUGUUUAUGACUUUAAGAAAUGUUAUUUCUGAAAUGUUGGCUUUUUCAUCACAGUGACCUCUUAAACCUGGCAAGGUCUAUAGCAGAGGCACAAGAAAGUUCAAGUAUACUAUAGAUAUCAUUUUACAGGACGAAAAAAAAAAGACAGUGAAAAGAGAAUUAUCCUUUGGUGUAACUUCAGUGCACUGUAUUGAAAAAAGGUUCUCAGGUGUGGUACUUUCGCCACUAUCCCAGCUGAAAUUUACAGUAAUCUCUUUAGAUUGUCCUUAUUGUGUUGAAAAAAAUAAUACAUUAUUUACCCAGAUUCAACAUGCUGUCGUCAUUAUUUUCAGUUCUAUUAUUCUCAAGACAAAACGAGUAAAGUUAAUUGUUUAAAAAUGACCCUUCUUACAUAAAAUCUUGCAGAAUAACCAAAUGCUGCCAUAGUGUAUUGAGGUUGCACCAAAGUUCAGAGUAAGAAUUAAGUUCUAAUGACAUUAUUGUGAAGUGUCUCUGCUCUGACAUACAUAUACAUGAAUUACAAUUGUUUCUUCAGUCACUGUCAGUCAUUGUCGAAGCCAUCUGAGCAACUCUUCCAGUAGGCUCUGACACUUCAUUAAACUGAGUAGCCCUGGCCACUGAGUUAGUACUGACAUUGUACAACAGCGUGUCCUUAUGGACCAGCGUACCAGGCUGCUGUCGACCAACAUCUCUUUGGUAGGUUCGGUAUCACAACAAUGUGGAGGACAUGUACAUAGCAAGGACAGGUGGCCAGAGUGUUUGAUGGUGGCAGUUUGUGACAUGGUUUUCCCUAAUCUCUUUGAAAAGUGGGAGAACCAAGGCACAUUUUUCGUGCUUUAGUGACGGAUGUUACAUCAUGACAUCUCAGUUAUGUGCCCAGCCAUCUUGUAACCUUGCCUCAACCUUAGUCUGCACCAAUAAUCUCCUCUCCCAUCUUCUCCUCAUGGAGCCCCCAUGGUGACCAAGAGGUGAACAGGUUGGACUUGGAUCCAUAGGUCUGGGUUUGAGCCUUGGCAUCGCUUGGUUUCCUUAGACAAGAAACUUUGGUCCACUAUGUCUCUCUUCACCCAGGUGUGUAAAUGGGUACCAUUUACCUGGGAGUUGGGAGUCACCCCCUGCAAUGGACUGGCAUCCUGUCCAGAGGGGAGUCACACUACUUGCUGGUGCUUCAUGGCACAGAAACUGGAACAAUCUCCAGUGAUGUGAGCUCCAUGGCUUAAAGUGCACCUUCACCUUUUCAUAUCAGUAUUUCUCUUCUGUUGAAUGUUGUUAUGAACAUAAAUGGGCACAUAAGUGUGGUCUUUUGAUGUAGCAUGCCAUACUUUACAUGUUACUUUCAACAUUUGAACAAUGUGAAUUCAAUUGGGCGUGUCUUUACAUCAUUUUUCUAUGGCUUAAUUACAGACUUGGCUUCCUUAGUUUAGACACCUUAAUUAUAUUGUUUAUGUGUGAAGUUUCUCUAAUAUUCAUUUUAUCAUCCUUCUUCCUUAAAUUACUUUACAUGUAUAAAAGUCUUAUAUUAUUAAAUUAAUUUUUGACUCUGUCCCAAGAGCCAGUGAUUAAACCAGUAAUUGGUCAAUUACAAUACUAGAUAACAGUAAUAUUUUCUUAUUUCACUGGUGUGUUUUCUUUAUUCUUUUGUGAUUAAUAAACAGCUAUAAGCCCUGUGGUAAAACUCUGUUUUCUGUGUACAUAUAAUAAUUAUGCAAAUUACUGUUUGUGUGUGUCAGCUUUUAAUUAUUUAAUCAUAACAUUGCACUCGAAGUCAAGUUCACAAAGAAAAAAACAGUUACACUAUAUGUUAAAAAUGUUUCUUCUUGUUUUUUGUUUGUUUUUUUAAAACAGGUUCAAGUAUAUGAAGAAGAUUUCAAAAGGGAAAAGAGAGAAAAGGAAAGCUUACAGCAGCAGUUAAGGGCAGCUAGCUACAGUACUGGGGUAAGCUAGUAAAAUCAUGACUGUCAGCAGUUUAAGCCAGAUGAAAUGAUGGGAAAGAUAAUGCAAUAAUAUCAUACCAUUUUCUUUUAUUACAUCCCGGUGAGAAGGAAACCCCAAAUGUUAUGUUACAUUUUAAAUUUAAUCUAAGAAGUUAACAGCAACUUUUCAUUGUCGAAAAUUUUAUAGAUUAUAGAAUUGAUGUUAUAAAGCAAAGGUUCAAAACUCAAGUAGAACUUAGUUUCAUUUUGAAGCUGGAAUCGUGUGGUCAAAUCAUUCAUCUUUUACAAUAACACUCAAUGGUCCAUGGUGAGGUCUUGAGAGUGCAGAACACACAGACAAAAUAUUAAGCCAUCUGUUGGCAAUACUCUUUCAGCAAGUCUGCAGGAGUUUCCAGCAUUAUUGUAGACACUUUGUAAUUUUUGUCUUCAAGAGGAGCUUUCUCCCUCGUAGUAAUCCAUAAGUGUAAUAAAAAUUGUAUUAAUUGAUCAGGGUGGCGGCUAUCAAUACCAAGACCCGUUGACUGAAAGAGCCAGAGCUAUAGCUGAACAGAGAGCUAGGGUGCAAGCUAUUAAAGAGGUACAUGACAGGGAGAGAGACAGAUUACUGAGAGGACAACAAGAGCUGCAGCAACAUGUGUAUGGACAGCAGUUAGGGGUAAGUAUUGCUUACUGUAAGACAUCUACACCUACACCUAUACGUUACAAGAUAAUAGUCAGGACCGCUGCUACUACUCUAACUGCUUAUGCUAUUGGACGUCACAUCUUUGACCACACAGCAGAAACAAUCUCUAUCAAGUGCCUAGCUUUAAACUUCUGUUAGCGACGUGUCAAAAACACCCCAUGUGUCCCUUUCCUAUUUCCUUCUCAGUCUUCCUCUCUCUCUUUUCUCAUCUAUCCUCUUUAUCUAUUAUCUUUUCCAAGUCCUCACUUCUUCUUAAGUGGCCAAAAUACUUCAGCUUUCGUUUCUUUAUAAAGUUCUCUAACCAUGUAGUUCGAAAGCCGGUGCCUUGUGUAGAAGAAGGAUCAACAUGUAGAGGCUAUUAGAGACCUUUAGAUUUGAGGAUGAGUAUGACAUAAAUUAUGAGUACAAGAUUCGACUAAUAGCUUUUUUCGCAUUCUUAAAAAAAAAACAAACACCCAGGAAAGCUUCAUUUUACUUUUUUUUCAACAGAAAGGUUAACACGGUUAUUUUUAUUAAAGGAGGUUAAGCCCUUUCCUGAUUGCAAAGUGAUAAAACCUCUAAUAUUUUAACCUGUUUUCAUCACUAUGACAUUCUUGCAAAAACCGUAAUAGAAUGAUGACGGCUAUCACGUUUUCCCAUUCUUAAAUACUGUGACAAUCUCAUUGUCAUAGUCCUCCUCGUCAGAGAAUCAUAAGGUCUCUUGACUUUUCUGAGAGUUUAAUUGAUUGUAUUAUUAAUUUUUUAUCAAUCCCAGCCAUACUCUGGUAACCAGUACAGUCCUUAUGGGCGUGACUACACAACUCAAGAUUGGUCACGGCAAAAUCGUCCUCUAGUGCCAAGGGUAAAGAGAAUUCCAUUUAUUUUUUCAGUUAGCCAUAUUAGAUGUUACUGUAAGUCCCAUGUUAUCGAUCGCCUGUUACAGGCUCCAAGAUAGUAGUAUGCAGGGAUCUUGAAAACUGAUGCGAAAAACGCGCGGAGGCUAGCAGGGUUCGUACAGGCCAUGGAAAACCUUGAAAGUCUUGGAAUUUAAGACUCUAGUUUUCAAGGCCUGGAAAGUCAUGGAAUUUAAUUUUCGGUCCUUGAAAGUCAUGGAAAACUAGAAAAAGUCAUGGAAAAAGUCAUGGAAAGUCAUGGAAUUUGAAGAACUUGAAAGAGUACGAACCCUGGCUAGGGAGAGAGGCAGCCUAGCACAGGCUGUGUUAUUGAGUACAAAUUGUUGUAUGCCAAAGCUGUUUUUAAACAAUAUAAUAUUAAGGAGAAUAUUGAUGUUGAUCAUGGGAAUUGAAAUCGGUUGAUACAUAAAUUAAUCCGCACAAUAUAGGGCAAGGUAGAUGAAGGAAACCUAAACGUAUAAACAUUGUACAUUUAAAGCUGUCAUAAACGACUGUAUCCUGUUUAGGAUAGCUCUGUUGAUGGUCGCUUUGUGAACACCUUAUAUGAACUACACUCUAUUAUAUUAUCCAUGCCUUAACACCUUCCCUUAAGCAGCCGCGGACAACGAUGUAGGUUUUUUUAGGUCUUUAAGCUCCUUUUAGCAGACAGAGCCAUGUAAAAAUCUCAUUGUUUGUCCUCUAUUCAACAACAAACGUUUCAGUGUUUUUGGCUGCAUAGUACAAUGAUGACUUUAGUGCGCAAGCUCCCGUAAGCUUCCAUGCAUUCCGUAUGCCGGCCUCCACGCAUCCCGUAAGCUCCCACGCGUCCCGUAUGCUUCCAAUGGCCACUUGUAAGGGACAUCUGAAAAAUUUUUCACUAAAAAAUCGCUUACCUGUUGUCCUUUCAUCGCAUCCUUGCCCUAAAAAUGUACUGAUGGUGAACUCGUUUUUGGAUUCAAAGAUCUACCUCUGGAUUUUCCUCAAGAAAUUCACCUCAAAAACUUAACCAUUUUCCGCUGCUAAGGUUUCUGCUUCCAUUCAUUAUUGUUAUCCAGGGAUCAUAUCCUACACGUGGGCCAGUCUCACAGCCAUCAAACCAAAGAUCCAGUGCGGCACAGUCUAUGUACCAUGGCGGUGAGGUUCUUCCCGAUACAGUAGAAGAUGUUGUUGAUUCACCUGCCGCUGCCGCCGCCGCUGGUAAUGCCGACAGUGAUGAUGCAAAAAUCAGUUUUGACCAUGAUAAAGAUGUGUCAAUUCAGCUGGAUGAAUGUCCGCGUUGUUUGAGAAAGUUUAAUGGCGAAAACAGCGAUACCAUUCUCAAACACAUUGAAAGGUGUAUUUCAUAA